Molecule: messenger RNA, 3374 nt
Organism: Gastrolobium bilobum
Lineage: Eukaryota; Viridiplantae; Streptophyta; Magnoliopsida; Fabales; Fabaceae
Product: nuclear pore complex protein NUP98A
Exons: 12
Coding region: 194-3232 (1012 amino acids)
Biological process (GO): RNA export from nucleus; post-transcriptional tethering of RNA polymerase II gene DNA at nuclear periphery; protein import into nucleus
Cellular component (GO): nuclear pore; nuclear pore cytoplasmic filaments
Molecular function (GO): structural constituent of nuclear pore
Source: RefSeq, a predicted model, not a curated record
GUUGAUUGAAGCCAAAGGUAAAACGCUGUGGCUGAACCCAACCCUAACACCGUUCAAGUCAUUGACUUCGAAACAGUUUCUCUUUUCAUUCUCUUGCCCUAAUCGCACGAUUCAACUUGUGCAGCCAAGAUCUAUCUUCCCAAUUCCACUUUAGAGAGAAACAAGUUACCACUGUGUUUGGAAAGUUAUAAGGAUGUUCGGUUCAACAAACCCUUUUGGGCAGUCAUCGACGAGCCCAUUUGGCUCUCAGUCAGUUUUUGGACAGAACAAUUCAAAUAGCAAUCCUUUUGCCGCUAAGCCAUUUGGUAGUACAACUCCAUUUGGUGCGCAAACAGGUAGUUCCAUGUUUGGAGGUACUUCUACUGGUGUAUUUGGUGCAGCUCAAUCCUCUUCUCCCUUCUCUUCCACUACAGCUUUUGGUGCUUCGUCUUCACCAGCUUUUGGUAGUUCAGUGCCUGCUUUUGGGUCAUCUUCAACUCCAGCUUUUGGCAGUUCAUCAUCAUCAUCAUUUGGUGGAUCAUCAGUUUUUGGUCAGAAGCCUGUUUUUGGAGGCUUUGGAUCUACUCCUACUCAAACAAGUCCAUUUGGAAGUGCCACCCAACCAUCACAACCAGCAUUUGGAAGCAGCAUAUUUGGUUCCUCUACUCCUUUUGGGGCGUCAACUCAGCCAACAUUUGGUUCAACAGGCAACCCUGCUUUUGGUGGUUCCGCAUUUGGUGCUACAAGUGCCCCUGCAUUUGGUGGCACGAGCACCCCUGCAUUUGGUGCAACGAGUACUCCUGCAUUUGGUGCAACUAGCACCCCUGCUUUUGGUGCAAGUGCAACUACCACCCCUGCAUUUGGUUCAACCUCAAGCCCACCUUUUGGGAGCACGGGGAGUGCAUUUGGUGUGUCAAGUGCUCCUGUGUUUGGAGGUGGGGGAGCAUUUGGGGCCUCAAGUAACCCUAUGUUUGGUUCAUCAAGUACGUCUGCUUUUGGCACUUCAAGUACUCCAUCAUUUGGGGCUUCUAGUUCUCCUGCUUUUGGUGCUUCUAGCUCCCCGGCCUUUAGUUUUGGUUCUGCUCAAGCUUUUGGUCAGUCCACUUCUACAUUUGGUAGCAGCAGCCCAUACGGGAGUACAACCUCUCCCUUUGGAGGUCAGAGUUCUGCAUUUGGAUCCCAGACUCCAACACCGACUUUUGGAAAUCCUGGUAUGGGACAAUCAGGUUUUGGAGUUCAACGGGGUGGAAGUAGAGUUGCUAGUUACACACCAACAACUGAAGCAGAUAGUGGUACCUCUGGACAGACUGCAAAAUUGGAGUCCAUAUCAGCCAUGCCUAUUUACAAAGAUAAAAGUCAUGAGGAGCUAAGAUGGGAGGACUAUCAAUUGGGAGAUAAAGGUGGACCACUUCCCUCUGCCCAGUCAACUGGUUUAGCAGGCUUUAGUUCAUCUACAACACAGACAAAUGCCUUUUCUCCUUCACCAGUGUUUGGUCAAUCAUCAGCCAAUCCUUUCUCUAGCACAACGCCAUCUAAUUCUAAUCCAUUUGCACCGAAGACUUCAACUUUUUCUUCUGGAUUUGGAACUUCUGCUGCUCCUGCCUUCAGUUCAUCAGCUUUUGGUUCUUCAACAUCAGCUACAGCACCUUCUAUAUUUGGCUCAUCCACGUCUGUAUUUGGAGCUAACUCUUCUUCAUCACCGAGCUUUGGACAAUCUGCAUCCCUGUUUAAUCCUGCUCCUGCUCAGGGUGCGUCAUCCCCAUUUGGCACAAGCACUUUUGGAAACACCCAGUCAUCCCCGUUAUUUAGUUCUGCACUCCCUACAGUUGCACAGACAGGUUCUACUUUUGGACAGAAUACCUCCCCCUUUGGGCAGACUACAUCUUUUAGUCAAUCAAGCUUGUUCAAUUCACCUUCUUCUGGGCUUGUUGGAAGCAUUUUCUCAACCAGUGCACCACUCACUUCUAACAAUCUAACAGGUUUUGGUCAAACAGCGCCAUCCAUGUCAACACCUUUCCAACCCGCACAAGUUGCUCAAUCCAGUGGUACUUUUGCCUUUAGCAACUAUGGCCAGACACAACCUGCUGGUGCAGGUAACUUCAGUGGCGCUCCAGGCAUGUUUGGUCAGAAUAAUUUUGGACUUCCGUCUUCUACCCAGAGCUCUAUGGUCGUACAAGCAGCACCCCUUACUAAUCCAUUUGGAACACUUCCUGCUUUGCCUCAGAUGUCAAUUGCUCGAGUUGGAACCACUCCUUCAAUUCAAUAUGGAAUCUCUAGCAUGCCUGCUCUAGACAAACCUGCUAAUGCUAGAAUAUCAUCUUUAUUGACUUCUCGACACCUCUCAAGACGAAUCAAGUUUCCUGUCAGGAAAUAUAAUUCUAAGAAUGAUGGAGCAAAGGUUCCAUUCUUUAGUGAUGAUGAGGAUACUCCAACCACACCUAAGGCUGAUGCUCUUUUCAUUCCUAGGGAAAAUCCAAGGGCGUUAAUCAUUAGUCCCAUAGAGCAGUGGCCUGGAAGGGCUUCCGAGAAAGCAUCAUCUUUCAAGGAUAGAUCCACACCAGUGAAUGAGAAUGAAACUGCAGUAGAAAAUGGUCAUGUCAAGGAGCAAGUUCAACCUACAACAACAGAGCAGGUGGUAUCCAAUGGGAGUAAUGAAGACCAUUCUCCACAAAAGGCGGGCAUGUAUAAGACCCUCAGCGGGUACAGAGCUGGUGAGGCUGCCAUUGUGUAUGAACAUGGAGCUGAUGUCGAGGCAUUAAUGCCAAAGCUUCGACGUUCUGAUUACUACACUUUGCCUCGAAUUCAUGAACUGGCGGCCAAGGAAAGAGCUGAACCAGGAUUCUGCAGUCAUGUCAAGGAGUUCGUGGUUGGAAGGCAAGGUUAUGGAAGCAUCAGAUUUUUGGGUGAGACAGAUGUACGAGGGCUUGAUCUUGAGUCCCUUAUUCAGUUUAACAAUCGUGAGGUGGUUGUAUACAUGGAUGAUGCAAAGAAACCUCCUGUUGGACAAGGGCUGAAUAAGCCUGCUGAGGUAACACUCCUCAACAUAAAAUGUGUUGAUAAAAAAACUGGAAAUCAGUAUACGGAAGGGCCAAAGAUCGAGAAAUACAAGGAGAUGCUUAAGAGAAAGGCUGAGGACCAAGGUGCUGAAUUUGUAUCAUAUGAUCCCACCAAAGGAGAGUGGAAGAUUAAGGUCAACCACUUCAGUGUCUACAAGCUGGUAGAUGAAGACAGUUGGAUAAAUGUUGACAAAUGAAGGUUGGUCCCGUAAAAUAUAGGGGAUGACAACAUUACACUUAAAUAGUUUCAGAACGGACUCCUGCUUUAAAGUGUUUUUUGUUUUUUCCUGUAAAUUUUUACUGUUUUAUGUUGAUAGAGCAAGUUGUUGAUGUGCUUUC